Molecule: messenger RNA, 396 nt
Organism: Symbiodinium natans
Lineage: Eukaryota; Dinophyceae; Suessiales; Symbiodiniaceae
Source: the annotation of a GenBank genome assembly
AUGCUUGAGCUGGAGCCUGGGCUUGUGGAAAAGUUGACGUGCGUCUGUGGCCACGAUGCCAACAGCCAUUCGCAGAAGCCUGCUGCGGUGCCUGCUCCAACACAGCUGGCGCUGGGUGCUCUGGAGACCUUCUCCGAUACCGAGGAUGCCGGCAUGUGGAAUGUUCUCCAGGGAGUAUGGAUAAGAAAGGAUGGAGAUGAUCCGACGACACAGCAGGUCAAGAAGGCCAAGAGAAGGGAACCUCUCCACUGCACGGCUCAACGCUGGCGCGGCCCCAGCGGAGGGCUGUGGGCUCAGUUGGAUGCUGCUAAGCAUGGGCCUGGCUGGGUGCUCAUCGAAGGCCCCGGCUUCGGGUUGACUGGGCCGCUGCUGCAGCGCGCGGCACCGGCCACCUGA